Molecule: messenger RNA, 1749 nt
Organism: Trichoplax adhaerens
Lineage: Eukaryota; Metazoa; Placozoa; Uniplacotomia; Trichoplacea; Trichoplacidae
Exons: 10
Coding region: 1-1749 (582 amino acids)
Biological process (GO): negative regulation of transcription elongation by RNA polymerase II
Cellular component (GO): NELF complex
Source: RefSeq, a predicted model, not a curated record
AUGUCGGUCUAUCAGUCAAGUUUAAUGUGGUUACAGAAUAGACUCUCUGGCUCAGAUAACUGGUGUAGUAAAAGUGCUGCCAUGAUGCUAGAUCGUGAAGUAUUAGCCAAUAUUAAAGAUGCAUUUCAUACGAUGGAAGCGCAAGUCAAGUUACGCUUGAUCCUGUCGCUAUUCCAUUUAAGCCAUGCGCAAAUUGAAGAAUUCUCUCAAGAGUUGAGCGAAAUUCUUCAACAAGCCGUCGUGGAUCGUGAUCAAUGGACGUCGACAAUAGCUAGAAUUAUGGUUACAUUGUAUUCUCCUGAUUACUUAGAUUCAUUAAAGAAUGCCAACCAAUAUUUAGCUGAUUUCUUCACCAGUGUCACCGAAGCAGCUAAGAAAGCAUCAGAUACAAUGUCACCUAGCCUCGAGCAAAUGCCUCUUGAAGCGUCAUAUAUAAACAGUACGGUCCUGAAUAAUCUAUAUGGUAAGCUACCAAACGUGACCAAACAUUUUACGUUAAAAAGAAAGCCAAAAUCAGCCGAAUUGAGAGCAAUGUUAAUAGAAAAGAGUAUAACUCAGAGUGGACAAGCAAAGCAGGAAAGGUUUAAUAAAAUCGAACCUUCAACACCUUUGCCUACGAUAGGCAAUCGACGUCCUUCUGCCGCAAGUUCUUCUGCUAAUGCCGGCUUUAUCGCACGUAACAGUACUCCAACUAUUGCCGGUAGAAACUUACCAACUUACAAUAGAGGCUUACGCACACCAACAAAUGUCAGGAGUACAAAGCUACUUGAAAUUGAAGAUCAGCCGCGCAGUGCAAGCCGUGAAGCAAAGCGUAAGAAAAAGCAAACUGAAGAUAAUAAAGAUAAUCCCCCUGCUAAAGUCAAGAAAACCGAACAACCUAAAUCGCCAACUACCCCCAGCAACAUCUUAAACUAUGCGUCUAGUAUUAAGUUACCGGUGGAUGAAGCAACCGGUACAUCAGAAUCCACCCUAUAUGCUAAAUCUCGUUCAGCAAAGAAGGGCACCGAGCUUGAUGACACAAAGGAUAGUGCAAUGACUACUAAUGUAGCAUCACCAACUGUAACUUCACCGUUGACCAAGCUAAAUGAAGAUGAGCAUAAAACAGAAAAGCACUCUGUCGAUAAAGGAGAUAAAACCUCAACAGGCAAAUCUUCAAGUAAACAAAGUUCUACAAAAAAACAAUCAGACAAAACUCCCUCCAAUACCAAGAGCAGUAAAGGUCAAAAUCGGUCUACCAAAGCGCAACGGAAGCGAGAUGCAACAUCAGCUGUAACUACUGCAACUAGUGUAAAAGAGCCCAAAGCACUUUCACCUGUAACAACUGCAGUAACGGCGGCACCAACAGGAUCUACAACGCCUACUUUAUCAAGCGUAACUUCAAAAAUUAUCGCUACGAAGGACAAGGUCGACAACGAAGAGUCGAAUGACAAAACUCCUACGAAGGCAUCAUCUGAAUCUAAUAAACAAUUUUGCAUGUCGAGGGCACAACUGGUUGAAUUUAAUAACAUGUUUCGCCAAUAUGGAAAUCGAGUGUCAUUCGAGGAAAAAGCGCAAAUUUUACAGUUUAUCGUUGGAAUGCGAAAUAAUCCUAAUCCAUCGAAAGGUGCCAUAGUUGAAAUUUUGUUGGGUAUUCAUGAUGACAAGGUUGUAGAUGAAAACGGGAAGGAAGAAGUUGUACCGUGUAAAUCAGUUUUUGUAAUGAACUAUGACACUGGUGAAUGGCGGCGGGAAACUCAUCGACUCCCUUAA